GGUGCCCCGUUGCCAGGGGACGCCGAGCAGUGUUCAGGCCAUGGCGGCAGCGAAGAAGCAGGUUCCCCGGGAGCCAUUGAGCUUCGUGCUGCGCGGGCACCGGGCCCCGCUCCGAGAGAAACGAAAUGAAUUUCUCAGUAAUACUCAGAAAACUGCACUUGGCCAACAUCAUAACUCUCAUGAAUUAGCCAAGAACCAGGCACCUCUGGGCAACCUGAAAAACACUUCAUGGACUCACGAGGAAGAAAUGGCUGGUUUGUCUUCUCAGAAGGACAGUCCCACCAUUGACGACCUAGAGGAAAGUUUACAGAAGCUGAAAGUCCAAGUGCACCCACGCUUGGCCCACAGCUUGAGUCUUGACUCUGACACCGAAGAUGUCUCUGGUUCAGAUGCCACGGACCUCUGUAGUCCUGGUCAAUCUCAGUGGUCUGAAGAUCGAUGUACCCCAUCUCCUGAGUGGGAGAGGGAAGCCCUGCUGAAGGCACCCAUGGACUUGGGACGGUUUCUGAGUCCCCAGCGCUUGGCCACACCGUUGGGAAAUAACUCACACCUUAGGACUUUAGGCCUUCCAGUGAGGUCCCUGGCUCCAGGCAACUCCAGAGCAGGCCUUCUGGGAAGUGAGGUGUCCAGCAGUAGCUGUCUGCCCUCUGUAGCCUUGGUGAUGGAUGGGUCCCCAGCACAGUCCUGCCCGCCUAAACUAGGAGCACCUCACGUGAUCGGUGUGAAGUCUCUGCUGCCUCCUAAGAUCCCAGUGAGGUCCUGCUCUCCCCAGAGGAGAGGCGGCUCUCCCAGAAUACCCAGAGGCAGGUCUCUUUCUCUCACCCGAUCCCAUUCUUUCUCCCCGGCUUCCAAAAGGACGCGAUGGGUCCGGUCUCAUUCCCAGUCCCCCAGGCCCAUCUGGAGACCCACCUCAGCCAGAGCCAAUGCUUGUGCACAGCCCCCACCUCAGCUCAUCCAAUCCAGGGGAAGCAGAAGGAAACCGGCACUCAGCAGACCAUCUCAAUUUCGAACUUCUAAGACUGGUCCCUGGGCUGCCCCCCGGGGCUGCAUGCCCCCCGAAACCAGGGAGGAAGAAACCCUGGACCACUCCUGGAGCCCUUACUGCCUGCCUGUGCCUGGGAUCUCCUCCCCCCUGGCUCAGGAGAUGAACGAAAGGUUCUUCCAGACCCUCCAAGAAGGGCAUGUGCAUCAGUCCCUGGGGACCGUGGCCCCCAUCCAGAGAGCCUUGACACGACUCCGUUUGCAGCGCCUUCGGGCAGAGGAAGAGUGGGUAUUGGAGCUGAAGAGACAGCAAGAGCAGGAACGGACCCGAGGCCCCAAGGCCAAGUGGUACGAGAUGAGAAGCUCCCAGUUCCAUUAUGAAGCCCACAAACAUAAUGAGAGGCUGAGGAAUAGCCAGGUCUCGCCGCUGCUCUGUAAACUAGAGACAGGAACUGGCUUCUGAGGCCAAGGAGUUCGACGAGCACUCCCUGCCUGCCCACCUGGAUUCCUUUUUAACACAGCAGGAUGGUUAGGAACGGGUUUGGAAGGCUAGUGAAGCUAUCAGCUGAAGCCUUCGAGUUCUCCAGGGUUCUCUGGCCUUGUGGAAUGGAGAGCAAGGAGGCCACUGUCUUCCAGAAUGAACACCCCAAACCCCAGAGGAACCUUCCUUUGGAAGAGGGAGAGAAAGAGCCAGCUCUUCUUACUGACUGGACAAAGAUUGGAAGGUCUCAUCUUGGAACAGAGAAACUCGAAGCCGAAAGGAGACGUGGGCUUGUCUCUCUCGUCCCCACUGCUUAAAACCCAGCAGAGAAGGACUGGCUUCUUCUGGAGAGAUGUUUGUCCAUUCAUUCACUCGCUCAAAGUGCACUUGUGAAAUAUCUACCAUCACUAAUUGCCAAGUGAGAUACAAAGUGUAGCUAAGACAACUCUUGUUUUCAUUCAGUUUGGUAAAACAAAUACCAAGUGGGGCUCUGUCAUUGACAUGACAUUCAGGGAGCUCGCAGCCUCUUCAAGGGGACGAGAUAAACAGAGAGCACCAGAAUAUACAGUAUUAUGACUUGAGUGCCCCAGAGAGUCCAGAGGAAGGCUGUUGCCAGCCAGGGCUUGAUGGAGGUGGGGGCUAGGGAAUGGGGAAGUCUCUCUGGACAAAGUAGUAAUGGAAUUGGGCUUUGAAGAAUGAGUUAAUAUUUAACAAGCCAAGAAGGGGAGGAAGGGCGCUAACCUGCAAACCAUGGGACAGGAGCUGCUGGUGUUGGUGUUGGCCACAUUACAAACGUGAUUAAAUAAAAAGUUCUGAUCAAUAGUGUUUGAAUGGACCGAGCACUUCCCGGUGCUUUGGGAUUUAUAAAAGUGUGUGUACUGUGUCUAAUUAGCUGUCCAAAGGAGGAGUCAGAAGCAAAAAGACUGCCCCUGUUACAUGAUUUUCCCCCUAACAUUUAGACACUUGAAUCAUGUUUAUUAAAUGUUUGGUUGGGUCAAAAGCUAGGCAUUUGGGGCAAGGUCGGGGUUAUUUUUAGGUUACAGGGGGGACAAUCAUAUUGGGACUGAUUAACAGAAUCCCGACAAAUGUUCCUGUCUUUGAUUAAGACAUCAUAAAAUAUACCCAUUGUUUUCUA
Vombatus ursinus (common wombat) is the source of this 2597-nucleotide messenger RNA. RefSeq lists its product as uncharacterized. NCBI's taxonomy places the organism in Eukaryota, Metazoa, Chordata, Mammalia, Diprotodontia, Vombatidae. The record is from RefSeq and is a predicted model, not a curated record. The transcript has 5 exons. The coding region runs from base 41 to 1444 and encodes 467 amino acids.